AUGGCGGCGCGGCGGCGCCGUGCGCAUGUGCGGGGCCCAUGGCGAGACAAGGGGCCGAAGGCGCGCAGGGCCCGAGGCCGAGAGGGCUCUGAAGGCCGCGUGGCUGCUCCGCUCCCGCCCCGCUGAUGCCCGAGGGAGCCGAGCCAUGAAGGGGCAGCAAAAAGCAGCCGAGACCGAGGAGGGGACGGUGCAGAUCCAGGAAGGCUCGGUGGCCACGGGCGAGGACCCCACCAGCGUGGCCAUCGCCAGCAUCCAGUCGGCCGCCACCUUCCCCGACCCCGGCGUCAAGUAUGUGUUCAGGACCGAGGGCGGCGGCACGCAGGUGAUGUACCGGGUGAUCCAGGUGGCUGACGGGCAGCUGGACGCGCAGACCGAGGGCACCAGCGCCAUCAGCGGCUACCCGGCCACGCAGUCCAUGACACAGGCGGUGAUCCAGGGCGCGUUCACGAGUGACGAGGCGGUGGAGACGGAGGCGGCGCCCACCGAGGCGCACUACACCUACUUCCCCGCCGCGGGCGUGGCCGACGGCGCCGCCGCCACCGCCGCCACCGCCGCCACCGCCGUGGUCACCACGCAGAGCUCCGAGGCGCUGCUCGGCCAGCCCACGCCCACCGGGCAGUUUUUCGUGAUGAUGUCACCUCAGGAGGUGCUCCCGGGGGGGGCCCAGCGCUCCAUCGCCCCCCGCGCACACCCCUACUCCCCGAAGUCGGAGGCUCCCCGAGCCACGCGGGACGAGAAGCGCCGGGCACAGCACAACGAAGUGGAGCGCCGGCGCCGGGACAAGAUCAACAACUGGAUCGUGCAGCUGUCCAAGAUCAUCCCCGACUGCUCCAUGGAGAACACCAAGUCCGGCCAGAGCAAGGGCGGGAUCCUGUCCAAGGCCUGCGACUACAUCCAGGAGCUGCGGCAGAGCAACCUGAGGCUGAGCGAGGAGCUGCAGGGCCUGGACCAGCUGCAGAUGGACAACGAGGUCCUGCGGCAGCAGGUGGGGCUGGGAACGGGACUGGGGAUCAAUGGGAUCAAUGGGAUCAAUGGUAUUUGGGUCAUUGGGAUCAAUGGGAUCAAUGGGAUUGGGGUCAUUGGGAUGGGAUUGGGAUCAUUGGGGUAA
This is a messenger RNA of Lonchura striata (white-rumped munia), 1108 nucleotides long. The record is from RefSeq and is a predicted model, not a curated record. NCBI's taxonomy places the organism in Eukaryota, Metazoa, Chordata, Aves, Passeriformes, Estrildidae.